AUGUCGAUGUUCGUUUUCGAAGUCCCACUGUACAAGCAUUGUCGUCAUCCUGGUCCCUCCAUCCUCAAUGCUAUGAGCGCCGAGAUGUUGGCGCCUUAUACUUGGGACUCUGAGGCUCCGCCAUCUUCCUAUUGCUGGACAGCUGUGGUUGCCCAGAGGAAUGAAGUUCUUGGGCUCGCUGUGGCUGACCUUUGCUCCCUGGUGACCAUGCUAUGGAUAAGCAUCUGUAUGAACCCUCUCCUCUACUUUUCUGAGUUGCCUUUUCAUCUCGGGGAUAUCGUGCAUCUCACGGGAUCUACGCCACACGUGCUCUCUGUGAAAAUCAGCUCUUUUAUCACGGCCUUCAUCACCUUCGAAAGGUGUCUGUGUAUCACUGUCCCUCUGAAGGUGAAGACAAUCAUCACACCGGGAAGGACAAAGAUAAUCAUUGUCUCCAUCUACCUUAUUGUGUUCAUUUUGUUUAUCCCCUUCUACUUUGGCCACAGAUUUGAGUGGGUUUUCGAUUUCACCAGGAAUGCCACUAUACUAAGAUCUACCUACACGGCUGACAGAGAAAUGCUAGAAGCCAUUACGUUUCUCGCCCUAGGCGUAUUUGCUACGACAUUUUCCUUCGUCUUCGUCAUCUGCUGCACCAUAGUUCUUGUCGUCAAACUCAACAGUAAAACAAAAUGGCGACAGGCCACUGUAGCCAAGUCUGAUCGUGCAGCGGAUGGAGUUGGGGUCAAAGACCGAAAAGUUGUGAAAAUGGUGACCUUGAUCGCUGUCAUUUUCAUCGUCUGCGCCGUACCUCCCACGCUUCUGUUUUUCUAUAUGGCGAUUGACCCAAGUUUCCGUUUUAAUAGCGUCUAUAAAAAUCUCUAUCUUAUCUUUUGGACUUCAUCAUUUCUGACAGAAACUGUCAACUCUAGCGUGAAUAUAUUUGUGUAUCUGAAAAUGAGUUCGAAAUAUCGAGCAGUGUUUAUGAAAACUUUUUGGAACAAGGAGGAAAAAUAA
This is a messenger RNA of Aplysia californica (California sea hare), 993 nucleotides long. Its product is annotated as adenosine receptor A1-like. The coding region runs from base 1 to 993 and encodes 330 amino acids. Gene Ontology annotation, molecular function: G protein-coupled receptor activity. Lineage: Eukaryota; Metazoa; Mollusca; Gastropoda; Aplysiida; Aplysiidae. The transcript is spliced from 2 exons. Gene Ontology annotation, biological process: G protein-coupled receptor signaling pathway. Gene Ontology annotation, cellular component: membrane. The record is from RefSeq and is a predicted model, not a curated record.